AUGGUGAAUGGACGGAAGUUGGUCGGAAAACAAAAGCCCCCUCAUCUCCACAUGGAGAAGACACACGUUGUCUCAUACUACGUCUCUAACCUUCCAGAGGGUGUUAGAAAAUUCAAAAUCAGAAAGGUGUUUGAAGUUUUUGGAAAAGUGGUAGACAUAUACAUCGGAGGUAAAAGAGAUAGAUUUGGAUCUAUUUUUGCGUUUGUCAGAUUCGAAGGAGUACGAGAUCCAAAGUCGUUGGAGAAAAGCAUGGCAAGAAUCAGAUGUGAGCACUGUAUCUUGAAAGUUAACAUUGCCCGAUACAAAAAACAGCCCAACCUCGACAGCAUCUCUAAUGCAAAUAUGCCUAAGCCGCCUCUGCCACCCCCUACACACAAUCACAACUUUAGAACUAGAGUACAAAAUGGACUAAGAACCUAUGCAGAGAAGGUCGCUGGUUCUUGUUUUAACAGAGCCCCGGUACAUGUUAAACCAUCUGUUGCUUGCCUUAGUUGGGAUGAAUGCGUGCUGUCCGGCGAAGUGAUUAGUGCCCAACAUAUCUCUAAUAUGCCCACACUUCUGAAACUUGACAGCAAUGUGAGCGGUAGAAUUUACUACACAGGUGGUCUCAAGAUGUUGAUCAGAUGCAUCAAUCCACAAGAAGCAGAUGCCUUCUAUGACAAUGCUGAGAAUUGGAAUAGUUGGUUCUCCUGGCUUAAGAAAGGUUUUGACGACAGUGCUGAGUUUGAAAUAAUCACAUGGGUUAGGAUCUAUGGUGUUCCGACAAGAUUCUGA
Messenger RNA from Lactuca virosa, 774 nucleotides. Lineage: Eukaryota; Viridiplantae; Streptophyta; Magnoliopsida; Asterales; Asteraceae. The record is from the annotation of a GenBank genome assembly.